Molecule: messenger RNA, 2022 nt
Organism: Balearica regulorum gibbericeps (East African grey crowned-crane)
Lineage: Eukaryota; Metazoa; Chordata; Aves; Gruiformes; Gruidae
Source: RefSeq, a predicted model, not a curated record
AUGGAUCGCUCUCGGCACCAUGCAGGGAAUGGCAAUGAGCAGGCAUCUUCACGAGAGCGUAGUCGUGGUGAAGAUGAGAGACAACGACAGCUGGAGCGCCUCAGCAGGGAGGAGGCCUAUUACCAGUUCAUUAAUGAACUCAAUGAAGAAGACUACAGGUUAAUGAGGGACCGCAACCUGCUUGGCACUCCUGGGGAAAUAACAGCAGAAGAGCUGCAGCAACGUUUGUCAGGGGCUAAGGAGCGUCUGGCAUCACAGAAUGAUCUGGAUAACAGAGAAGGUGAAGAUUCUGAUGUUCUUGGAGAAAACUCAAAUGGUGACUCUUUGCUUGAAUGGCUGAACACAUUUCGUCGCACAGGAAAUGCCACUCGCAGCGGACAGAGUGGGAACCAAACCUGGAGAGCUGUGAGUCGAACAAAUCCAAACAGUGGGGAGUUUCGAUUUAGUCUUGAAAUCAACAUAAAUCAUGAGCAUAACAGUUUUGAGACUGCUAGUGAGGAGUACGUGGGUAUAGAUAGUAGCAGAAUGUAUUUAGACAGAAGACAUCAAAGAGCUGUUAGUCCAGUAACCCCACGAACGAGGAGCAGAACUGCAAGAGAGGCAAACAGCGAGGCUUCAGGCACUGCAAGGACCAGGUCCGUAAGAAGUUCCGUGGCACAAAGGUCUGAUGUAGCCUCUCAGCCAGUCUCAGGGAGGCUCAGGAGUAGAACGAGGGAGUUGACGGGCCUUUCCCAAACAAAUACCACACGUAAUAAUUCUGUGGCUACUGGUGGGCAAAGAGAAAUGUCAGAAAGAGGUACUUCUACAGGAGUCACAAGAGGUAGAGCUAGAACUAAUGUUCGGAUGAGUACAAACCAAAGACUAGAAAUUCUGCGGCUGAGGUCUACUUUAAGUAGUCGAAGCCGCUCUCCACUGCAAAGGCAAGGUGACACUGCUCAUUCUGAGGAACAUGGGCAGAGGCAGGAUACAAAUGCACAGCACGUCAACAGAAGUAGAAGACAAACUGCUCAGCCUUCCCCACAGCCUGCUGAAGAACAAGCGAGAGGUAACACUCAGACUCCACAGCUUUCCAGUGUAGCCCCAUCCUUGGGAAUAACUUUGGAAGAGGAGGAAUCUAGUAGGCCAGUAGCUGCUGUUAGAAGGCAUCCAACAAUUACAUUAGAUCUUCAGGUGAGAAGAAUUCGUCCUGGAGAAAACAGAGAUCGAGACAGUAUUGCUAGUAGAACUCGUUCUAGAGUAGGAAUGGCAGAAAACACAGUUACCUUUGAAAGUGACAGCGGGGGAUUUCGGCGUACGAUAUCACGAUCAGAACGUGCAGGUAUUCGAACCUACGUUAGCACUAUACGGAUACCUCUUCGUCGGAUUUCAGAAACUGGGCUCGGUGAACCUUCAUCAGUGGCUCUUCGAUCGAUCCUUAGACAAAUUAUGACAGGCUUUGGAGAACUGAGUUCUUUAAUGGAAACCGAAUCUAAUUCGGAAGUGCAAAGAGGUGGUCAUCGCUUGCCAGAUGUACAGUCAGAGCAGAAUAACUCCAGUUCAGCAAACCAUAGCAGUGAUGCAAGUGAGGUUUCAUCUAGAAAUGGGCAUGCAGUAGAAGGCAGCAGGGAAACAAAUGGACAGAGUGAUGAUAUUCAACGCUUUGGUCGCAAUACUGAAACCCAGGAUAACAGGCAGUCUCAAGAUGCGAACAACCUAGUGGAAAAUGGAACGCUGCCCAUACUUCGACUUGCCCACUUCUUCUUGCUGAAUGAAGAUGACGACGACGAUCGGCUACGAGGUUUAACCAAAGAGCAGAUAGACAAUCUUUCUACACGGAACUAUGGGGAUAUUCACACUGAAAACGAAAUAAGUAAAACGUGUAGUGUUUGCAUUAAUGAAUAUGUAACAGGGAAUAAGCUAAGGCAGUUACCUUGUAUGCAUGAGUUUCAUAUUCACUGUAUCGAUCGCUGGCUUUCUGAAAACUCCACUUGCCCAAUUUGUCGGCAGCCUGUAUUGGGGUCCAAUGCCACAGACAAUGGCUAG